Messenger RNA from Prinia subflava (tawny-flanked prinia), 6471 nucleotides. It is a transcript of the gene ADNP2, whose product is annotated as ADNP homeobox 2. The record is from RefSeq and is a predicted model, not a curated record. Gene Ontology annotation, biological process: regulation of gene expression. The transcript has 4 exons. The coding region runs from base 1927 to 5094 and encodes 1055 amino acids. Gene Ontology annotation, cellular component: nucleus. NCBI's taxonomy places the organism in Eukaryota, Metazoa, Chordata, Aves, Passeriformes, Cisticolidae. Gene Ontology annotation, molecular function: DNA binding.
AGAAACCUGGCAUUUUGUGAUGACUUCUCACUUUGAAGAGGUGCAGUGUUAGUGUUUUUAGCUUUUUUUUUUAAUGCAGAGAAAUGAUAGUAAAAGAUAGUUUGUAAACUAGUGUCUUUGACUGUUAUGGUACUGUGCAGACUGUUACUGUGUCUUUUAGGCUAGUACUGCUGGAAGAGGAGAGUUGCAUUAGUGGUCUUUGAAAAGCCAAAUAUAGUUAGUUGGCUGUUACAGUCUAUGAUAACAAAUACAGAAAUGAAAGGAACCUGUAGUGUUUAAUAAAGCUCCACUGUGUGUAUCUUUAUGGAAAUGUUACCUGAACAAGCAACAAAUGCAGGAACGGCUUGAUGGAUAAAAUACCUGAGCAAGAAUUGAAUGGCCAUCUUAGAACUGAAUUUGAGAUAUCAGCUGCUAAAACGAUUCUUUGGUUUUGCUCAAAACUUCCCUUGGUUCUGUUUAUGAAGUUGCACUGAGUCUGAAAACUCAGCGCAACUUAUCAGGUUUUUUGAAAACACCAAUUAAAAGAAGUGAAGAUAAAUUUUUGUCUUCUGUAUAGGCAGCAUGAUAAAACAAUUGGUAACCCCAAUUUGGUUUUACUGUAGUCCUUUCACGCUGAAUUUGCUGGUUAAGAAUGGAAUGUGAACCAACAAAUGUGUGCAACCAAAAUGCAAACUAAAGCUUGAAGAAUGUCCAAAAUAUAAGAAAAAUAAAUUAUUAGUGUGAAAAUGUGGAUAAUAAACUGCAUAAUAAUCAAGAAAUUAAACUGAAAGCUUGAGGAAAUAAGCUUGGAAGUUUGAUCUUCUGUGACCUUUAUGGUGAGGCAGUUCUGGUUUAAUGGAUGGAGAGACUCCAAGAGGGUAGAUUUAGAUUAGAUAGUAAGCAGAAAUUCUUAACUGUGAGGGUGGUGAGGCACGGGUCUAGGUUUUCCAGAGAAGCUGUGUAUGCUCCAUCCCUGAAAGUGUUCAAGGCUGGGUUGGGUGGGGCUUUGAGCAACCUGGUCUAGUGGGAGGUGUCUCUGCCUGUGGGAGGUGGUCUGGAGUGACCUAACCUAACCUAAACCAUUCGGUCAUUCUGUGAUUCUGGUGUGAGAUCCUUUAAAAUCCUUACUCCCAGGAAGGUUGUUUAAAUAUCUGCUGAAUAACACUCCACAUGAUUGCACAUGGUGGCCUUUGGAUUGACGACCAACUGCUUGUAAACUGGAAAAUAAUUGAUAUUCAAAUUUUUUCUGUUGCGGUGGGGGUUUUGGUGUGUUCUUCCUUCUCCUGGAUUAAUAAUUUCAGGUUGAUUAAUAAUUUUAUUUCAUUCUUUCUCUUGCAUUAAUAAUUUCAGAAUGAUUACUGGUUAUGAAAACUGUUGAGGUACAUGGAUAUUGCAUACUGCAGUUUUUAGACUGUUUCUUAUUUGUGAGCUAGACAUGCCUCAACAAAUGCAUGCUUCACCUUUUUCAGUAGCAUCAGUGUAUGAGUUGAAAGACUGAGAUGGGGGAACUUUUUCCAGUGGAGCCUAAUGUAUUGAACCAUAUCUUCUUCUGGCUAAUCUGGCCGUGGUGGUGUCCAGGCAGCUCUGUUGUUACCUGCACUGGACCGUGGGGUUGAUGUGCAUAACUUGUCACGGGGUACUCAAAGCUUUAACUAGAGACUCUGCAAAUUCCUAGUGGACUUUGCUUUGAAAAGCGUAUUUUAUGUCAAAAUUUUAGUCAUUGCAUUUUUAGAGAAUGCCAGACCAGUUACUCUGAUUUAUUCCAUUCUGUAUAGGUUCCUGUUCUACACCCACCCCAAUGGUAUCAGAAUGUGUUCUGGACUUUUGGUGAUAAAAAACAUUAGAAAACAAGACUAGCGUCUGUCAAAUGGGGUUCUCUCUCCAUUUCUCUCUACACACCUUUCCUUUUGGGGGAGAAGAAGCGAAGAAUAGUAUGAGAAGUGCAAAAUGUUUCAAAUUCCUGUUCAAAAUCUUGAUAAUAUAAGGAAGGCUCGAAAAAAGGUGAAGGACAUUCUUGUGGAUCUUGGGCUUGACAACUGCAGGGAAUUGUUGAAGAAUCUUAAAAGUUUUGAUGCAGGUGAAAACUACUUUUAUAACACUUCCUGGAGUGAUGUCUCUCCUUGGGAGCCUGUGGGCAAAAGGAAGAGAUACAGAGCAAAGCCAUACUGCUGUAGCUUAUGCAAGUUCUCAUCCAAAUUGCUUACCUCUUUCAAGAAUCACUUGCAUCGUUACCAUGAGGAUGAAAUCGACCAAGAGAUGGUGGUUUCUUGCCCAAAAUGUGCAUUUUCUUCUCAUCCCAAAGUAAUGGGAGAACACAUCUGGAUGUUUCAUUCAUCUAAUAAACGAAUACAGAACUAUACAGUCAGCAUUUUGGAUGGCAUGAAACAAUUUAGGAGUGACAUCAUAAACUUCACAUGUCUAAAAUGUCAGUUCACGGACACCUUGUAUUACAAUAUGAAGAAACAUGUACUGAUGAACCAUUUUAAAAACUUGUUAAGUGUAUAUUUUGGCGAGAAAUGUGAUGAAAGUACACCAAAUUCAGUUGAGUUCUACUGUAAAAAAUGUAAUGCUCCUGCAAACAGCCCAGAUUCUUUAAUGUACCAUAUCUUGACAGCUGAAACACACAGAGACCUGGAGAACAAACUUCGAUCUCUGAUUUCAGAACAUAUUAAGAAACCUGGUUUUGUGAAACAAAUGUAUAUUGCUCCAAAGCCUGUCCCAGGUCUAGCAACAGCUGCUCCAUCUGCAGGACCUGCUGCUGCCCCAACAGGUUCUGUGACAGCUCCAGCUUGCAUCCAGGUUGCAUUUCCACAGAAUAGUCGAAACCAGAGCAUGGUGCAGACACAAACAGUUCAGAACACAGUUGGACCAGUGACUGUCCUAAGUGCCUCUGGCAGCCUCUCACAAACCACCUGUGCUCCUGCUGCUAUGUCCUCACAUGUCGCUCUUGUGCCCAGCAGUCCUCCCGUGGCUCAGAACAACCUUGGUAUUCAGCUGUCACCUUCGCAGCCCGUCAUUGUUUCUCAUGGACUCCCUCUUCAUCAUUCUGUUGGGACUGUAAGUAGAACUGUGGCCUCUGCAGUUCUUCCUCUUAAUCAGCCCAUCAAGCCUGCGCUCUUUCCCGUUAAUCAACCCAUUGGUACUAUAAACAGUCCAGUUCCAGCUGGAACGCUCCCUGCUACUCAGCCUGUCGGCUCUGUAAAUCAGUCAGUUGCACCAGGAGUCCUCCCUGUGAAUCAGCCAGUUGCUCCAGGAGUUCUGUCUGUCAGCCAGUCACUUGCGAACGCGAACAGACCCAUCGAUCCCAGGGUCCUUCCUGUGACGCAGACAGUUGGGUCGGGUCUUCUCCAGCUUAACCAGCCUGUUGCUCCUGGGGUGGUUCCUGUCACGCAGCCUGUUGGGCCUGGGUUCCUUCAGCUUAAUCAACCUGUUGCCCCAGCAGUUAUCCCAGUAAAUCAGCCAGUUCAACCUCCGGUUUCUCAAAGCACAGCUUUUUUGACUGCGGGCUCUAUACUGAAGCAGUGGAUUCCCACUGGCGAGCAGGUUAAUGGGACACCUACUUUCACACUGGCCCCCAUCUCAGUUACUUUGCCUGUACCUCCUGGUGGUGGAGUAGCGACUGUGACACCUCCGCAGGUGCCUAUCCAGCUCAUGCAGUCCGGGACAGUGCCUCAGCUGUCCCAGUUGCCAGCUAAUGCUCCCUCUCCUGCCGUUGUUCUGACCUCUGAUAAUGUAUCCUUACAGGCCUCACCGCCUGCUCCUGAAACAAGCCAGGCUGUCAGACAGGCCAAGCAGUGGAAGACCUGCCCUGUUUGUAAUGAGCUUUUCCCAUCAAAUGUCUAUGAGGUGCACAUGGAGGUGGCCCACAAACCACGUGAAGUAAAAGUAGAAACCUCAGAACCUCACAAACUUGCAGCUUGCGCACCCUUUCUGAGGAUGACAGAAAAGGCAAUCUGGUGUUACGAUUGUAAAUGUUUUCUCUGUGAGGAAGAGCUUAUGAAGCACAUCUUCAUGCAUGGCUUAUCUUGCUUGUAUUGCACAGGUACUUUGUUUGACUUAAAAAGCGUCGUGGAGCAUGAUAGAACUGCACACAAUGGGACAAAGCGAUUGCAUACAAGUUACAGCAACAGAGGAAUUCAGCUAGUUACUGAUGCUCAGGGUGGCCUUUUGUUUCCACACUUUGAUUUCAACACAGUGCUACCAGAUGAAGACAUGGGUGAAAGAGAAGUACAUUUGGCAGUGUAUGUUGGAAUAUGUCUAAAAUCUCUUGUCCCUGUUUACAUCAAAGUGAAACCCCAGACCGCACAAGUGAGCAGGAGAUGCACCAGAAAAAUGUUUACCUGUCCCUUUUGCUUAGGUACGUUUGCUGGUAGAGAAACCUAUGAAAAGCAUUUGAAAGAGAGGCAUCAUAUAAUGCCAACUGUGCAUACACUUUUAAAGUCUCCUGCUUUCAAGUGCAUCCACUGUUGUGGUGUGUACCCUGGAAAUAUGACUCUGACAGCUAUUGCUGUGCAUUUGCUCCGUUGUAGAAGUGCUCCCAAAGACACCAACUCAAGCCUGAAGAUGCAUCUUGAGCGCACUGAGAGGAAAGAGCUGCUGUUCGUGAAUGGUGAGAAACAUCUUUCUGUGGUACUGAAAAGAAAGCAAUCAGAUUCCUGCUUUGUUCCAGAAGACCAAAGGAAUAAGGAACAGCAGCCUCUGAGCUUAAAUACUGGCAUAGCUCUGUCUCAAGAGAGCAAAGUGAAUUCAGGGGUAGUGCCUUUCAAACGACAAAAAAUUAGGACUGAGAUGAGGAAGCUUCCUUCUAGUGAUGAUCUUCGCUUUCUAGUGGUAGAUCCUAAUCGGUAUGAUCAGAAUUCAUAUGAGGCACAGAAACAGUUUUUGGCAGACUACUUUCACAAGAGGCCAUAUCCUUCUAAAAAAGAAGUGGAAUUACUUUCCUUGCUGCUAUAUGUGUGGAAAAUAGAUGUUGUAUCAUUCUUUGGAAAAAUGAGGAAUAGAUGCUUAAAGGCGAUAAAACAUCACAAACCAUCUGUGCUGAUGGGUUUCAGUAUGUCUGAACUAAAAAACAUUAAGCACAGUUUGAAUUUAAAAGAUGGACCAUUGGAUAUGUAACCCAGCUUUUUAUAACAGCUAAAAGCAAUCCAUAAUUGCAUACUUAAUAUUAAGCAGUUCAUUAUAUUGUUUGUUUUAACUUGCAGACUGGCCUGUUGAGGGGUGCAGUAAUACAAAAAGUAUCAUUUACUUGUGACUCUUAUUGUGAAAAGCACACAUAGUUGUGUAUUUUAAAAGUAAAACCUUCAGAUUUAAACAUCUGGAAUUUGUUAUAGCUUUUUACCUUCCCUGGUGGUAGUGGUUUGUUUUGUUUUGUUCCACUUCCAUUUCUUUUUCUUCCCCUCCAGCUCCCAUUACAUUUUUUAUAUCACCAUGUAAAACCCUUGUCCUUGUUAAAACCAAAUUUUAUUUUAUUUUAUUUUCUGCAGUGUCAUCUUUUCUAAGUAAUAAAAUGUGUAAUGUUGGUUAAAAUAACAAGGUAGACUAUGUGAAAAAGAUGUAUUUGAUUAUUUGUAUUUUUAAGUCCUGAUAUUUUUGACCUCUUUCUGGUUUAUCUACUGAAGAAGUGAUUGUGACCAUUACAUCCAUUGCCCUUUCAAACUCCCAGUGCACUGGUAGCAGUGAAAUACAUGGCCUUGUGGUCUUUUUUGCAGUCAGGGUACCUGUGCCAGUUAAGUCUGGUGGUCUGUAGUUCUGCUGAGUAUUAAUGUGGUGAGGACUGAGGGGCUUUUGGGUGCGCAUUAAAGUGUUAACAGUGAACUGACUUAAAAUGGUUAUCUGUUAAAUAGAUCUUGCUAACCGGAAGUGUUUAUCCUUUUCAUUUGGUGUUGAAGCCUAGUUGUUUACCUAUUGUUCAAAGCUUGGCAGCAGCAUUUUUUUUUUUUUUCGAAAAACCAAGCUGCUUUGGAGAAUGUCAGAUUGCUUUGAUACAUGGAGUGUAUGACCUCUGUGCACAUGACUUAUGUGUAGAAGCCCUUUCCAAAUAUCACCCAAAUUUGGUGGAAAAUCUGACAUUUUAAAUUGCUGUUUUAUGAGGUAGUAACUGAGCAGAGCCUACUCCCCAGCAAAUUAGGUCUCUGGCUUGAAGUCCCUUGGGUCAGAAAUGGUUCUGAAAUGAACCUGGAUGGAUUGGUAGAAUCAAAACUGUAAACUGUUGAGUACCUGAGCCAAUGAUGCUCAUGUGGUCAUGGGUUCUUGUUGGAGCAUCGCAAUAGUAUAAAACCCAAACAGACUUACCUUGAGUAUGGACUAACAUCUCUGUUGCAGAUUGCAGAAAAGCUGUUGGGAAAGUAUACUUGAAUUGAAGCACAAACUGGUGGCCACAUCGAGGCCUUAUUGAGGACUGUUGUUUCUGGAUAUGCUUGUUUUUGUUUGGCUUAUCAAAGAGUGCCUCCAGUAUCAACAGCCAGUUACAGAAUAAAUAACUUGUAAGAUGCA